UUAUGGCGAGAAACUUAUCCUCAGUUUUCAAAAUGUGUUUACUCAAUUAGUCGAGGUUUAAAGGUAACUCAUGUAGCAUUGAAUGAUAAUGAAGUGUUAUUUGUGACUAAUACUGGUGAGGCAUUCCAAGGAAAUAUUAAACCCAGAAAAGGUAAACCCGAAAUUACUGCAGAACACCAAAAAAAAUCUGUCAGUUUAGAGUUUCCAGAAAAAGGAGAUUGUCAAAUGCUAAAAUUGAAAAAGAUUCCAAGGAUUCAUAGAGGACUUGCAAUUUAUAGUGACUUAAAAGGACUCAAUUUUGCAGUUCUUCAGACUAACCCUAGGACUUACCAAAGAUUAUUUCCCAAUAUUUCACCGUCAUUGAUAUUAGAAGAUAUGCGUUUUCUUCUCGAAAAAGCUGAUGAAGAAGAUGACAUUCAUGACGUUAUUUUUAAAGUGAAUAAUUACAAAUUUCCUGCACACAAAUAUAUUUGUGCUUUGGCAAGCAAUAAACUGGAGGGGAUGUUUUCCGAUUGUGGAAAUAAUGCAUACAUUGAAAUCGAAAACGAAAGUGAAUAUAUAUUUGCUAGCCUUCUGAGUUAUAUUUACACAGGAGCAUGUGAUCUUCUUGAUUCUAGCAAAUUUAAAGAAUGCUGUAAUACUUACUCACAAAGUUUAAAAAAGCAUGACAAAGGGAAAGAGAAAGAGGCUGAAUCCAUAGAUAAAUAUUCUGCAUCUCCAAAUACAAAAACAAUAUCGUGUAAGGACAAUCCACUAUUUGCUCUGCGAGAUUUAGCCAAAAAGUUGGGACUAAAGGAAUUGUUUCGAUAUUUGGAAGGAGUCACCUUUUUAAAUGGCAUUCCAAAAUUUAAACACUUGUUAAGCGAAUGUAGACCUCGAAAGCCUAAAAAGGAGUUGCUGCCCCAGUUUUAUGAUGUACAUAUAAUGUCAAAAGAUCAAAAGCAAAUUUCCGCGCACAAAUGUAUUUUAGUUGCAAGAAUAGAAUAUUUUGAAAGUCUAUUUUCUGUUAGGUGGAGUUCAAACUCAUCUCCUAAAAAAAUUUCACUUCCGUUUCCUCAUGCAGUUUUAGAUCUUCUAAUUGAUUAUUUAUACACAGAUGAAGUACCACCGAACGUACAGUUCGAAGUUGACUUGGCAUGCAAUUUAUUGAUUGCUGCUGAUCACUUUUUGCUAGAGCGUCUUAAAGAAAUAUGUGAACUAGCCAUAAGUUCUCAUUUAUCGCUUAAAAAUGUCGCACAACUUAUUCAAUUUUCUUAUGACUAUAAUGCAUGUCAACUUAAAGACUGUUGCAUGGAAUUUAUACUGCAAAAUCUCCCAGCACUUUUAGAGCUUCAUACAUUGGAAGCAGUAGAUGAAAAUAUUCUCGUAGAUUUAUCGGAAUUUUAUUCCAAAUUUAAUAGAGAUAUAAGUCACAGAGUGUUGACUCCUUAUUCCAAUGCACCAUGCGACGAUGAUAUCGUUUUUGCUGAAAAUCACUGUUCUAUAACAUUUACCGAUCCCGGUGAUGACGAAAUUAUAGUAAGAAAUAUCCCAAAGAGUGCAAAAAAAAGAAAUAGAACUAGAAAAUCAUCGGGAAAUAGUUUCAGAAAAGAAUUGCCUUUGGAUGAGAUCAUAGACAAUUCAUUAAACUGCAACUAUGACAAAGAAAAUAGCAAUGAUGAUCGUUUAGAAACUGAUAAUGUUAAAUAUGUAUUUGCUACCAAGCAAGGCGAUGCUGUCAAGAAUAGAGUAGAAACUAUAAUGAAUGCAAAAAAAACAGUUAGUAACGAUAUCGAUCGUUCAAGUUCCACAAUGCUUCCAUUGAGGCAUGAAGAUGAUUUAGAUGAAGAAGAAUUUCCUUAUCUAGGAAAAUGUACUAGUCAUAAUUUACUUUCACAAUCACCGGGAAAAUCUGAAAAAGGUGAAUGUAAAUUGAAAUUCACAAAAUUAUCUCAAAAACAGCGAAAGCGGUUAUCUUCUGAAUGUUCAACAACUGAAAAGGAAGUUUCCGGACUAUCAGUUAGUCCUAAAAAUCCUUGGAAAAUUUUACGUGACCCCAACAAUCUUAUCGAUUCUCUAGAUGUUAAAUCAACUAUAGAUUCUAUUAUAACAGAUGAAAAGAAAAUGAAAGAAAAUUUUGUGAAGAUGAAAACUAAGUCGUUAUUCUAUACUCAGAUCGAGGAUCACGCCAUCGAAGAUUUGCUUAAGUUUUAUAAUGCGGACAAGGUAUACGACGAAAUAAUAACAGUUGCGAGAGUUCAAAAUACUGUAAUAGCAUCUCCUCUUUGGAUCCACUCAAAUCGAUCGAAAACGUAGUUCUACCACAUUUAAAAAAAAAAUUCUUUAUAUCUCAAUGUGCUGUAAGUUUAAUUUAUAUAACAUUAUUUUUUUUAAGUAAUUAGACAAGGUUUACAUACGUGUUAUAUGUAUUUCAAAUAUCUACUUAAAAAAAAACGAUUUUCUUUAUUUUUAUGGACGUUUUGUUUUGUAAAAUUAUA
Molecule: messenger RNA, 2477 nt
Organism: Agrilus planipennis (emerald ash borer)
Lineage: Eukaryota; Metazoa; Arthropoda; Insecta; Coleoptera; Buprestidae
Product: inhibitor of Bruton tyrosine kinase-like
Exons: 5
Molecular function (GO): protein binding
Source: RefSeq, a predicted model, not a curated record